Messenger RNA from Melanotaenia boesemani (Boeseman's rainbowfish), 1100 nucleotides. Its product is annotated as placenta-specific gene 8 protein-like. The coding region runs from base 1 to 390 and encodes 129 amino acids. The transcript has 3 exons. NCBI's taxonomy places the organism in Eukaryota, Metazoa, Chordata, Actinopteri, Atheriniformes, Melanotaeniidae. The record is from RefSeq and is a predicted model, not a curated record.
AUGCCUGUCCAUCAGUCAGUCCAGAUGGUGUCAGUCACCACCGGUCAAAGUCCUGGAAGAUGGAGCACCGGCCUCUGCGACUGCUGCUCUGAUAUGGGCACCUGCUGCUGUGGUUAUUGGUGUUUCCCCUGCAUGCAGUGUGAGACAGCCAGUAAACAUGGCUGGUGCUGUGGUAUGCCCCUCCUGGAUUGCUGUGGUGUGGUGUCCUGCUUACUCCGCUCCUCCAUCAGAGAGCGCUACGGCAUCCCUGGCUCAUGCUGUGAUGACUGCUGUACACUCUGUUGGUGCUACGUAUGUGCCUGGUGCCAGAUGAAUCGCGAGGUGAAGAUCAGGACCAGAUAUCAGCCGUCGACCACGUCAGUGGUCACCACACAGGUCGUCACGGCAUAAGAUGCAAAUGUCGUGGUCGUAUGUUGACGACAUACAACAUGUUUAACAAGUGGAUCAUUUCUGUUUGGAUUUUUGUAGUUAUUAGGUGAUAGACAAAACAUUUUGUUUCAAACAUAUAUUUCAAUAAGCAUCAGAGGGACUAUUAGACUUCUGCUUUCCAGUUUGUAAUAUCAGUAGUUUUAUAGAUUUAUAUAGAUUAAUUUGAAGCUUCAUGACCAAUUAAAUAAAAUAAAGUAUUUUUAAUUGGGUACAAUGUAAAGUUUACUUUAAGAUUGUAACUUCUUAUAAAAUGUUAAAAAUUUAACUUUUGAGAAAAAUGGGUCUUUGAGUUUGACGCUGAUUUAGUAGUUGCAGUUUCCAGACAAUUUCAUCCUGGAAACUUUUUGUCUGGGGUCUGGAGGACCUGCUGCUCCAGAAAUACAGUUGCAGUUUUACAAUCAUCCAGUAGAUGGCAAACAAACAAACAAAGAAAAACACCAGGGGUCUAGACGUGCAGGUCCAGAUCUGCGAGUCUGAAUCUGUAGGUCUCCGGGUCUGCAGACACAUACUCGGCUCCUUGUCUCAUCUGUGACUCAGUAAAGGACAUGUUCUCAACCCAGAGUUAUUGUUUUUUCAAACAGUGUUGAAGUGUGGAGUUUUUAUACAGGAAGAGUAGGAGGAAAAGGAUGUUUAUGCAAAUGGGAUAUUGUUACUGUAUUUAUACAGUUGUA